Messenger RNA from Hydra vulgaris (swiftwater hydra), 871 nucleotides. RefSeq lists its product as uncharacterized. The record is from RefSeq and is a predicted model, not a curated record. Lineage: Eukaryota; Metazoa; Cnidaria; Hydrozoa; Anthoathecata; Hydridae.
ACGUUUAUCUGGAUUUAUGAAAGCAAGAUGAGUAUAGAAAAAAAUUUAUAUACAAACAUAUAAACAAACAAGCUUAAGUUAUUAUUUUGAGGUAAGAGGAGAUCUAAGGUUUGAAGAAAAAUUUUUUCAAAAAUCAAAUAGAUGAGUUAAGCAUAUACAUAAUACAAAUGGAUUUAAUUAACGACUUAUUUGAUGAUAAAUGGGAAUAUAAAGGCCAAGCACCACAAAAAACAAGAGGAACAGGGUACAACGCAUACGAUAUUCUUCAUGCGACAACACAUUCUGAUCACAUCGAGUAUUUAGUAAGUGGCGGUGAUGACACUCCAAACAAAAACAUGCUAUAUGGAGCAAAAAGAGACCCUUUAAAAAAUAUCGGACAUUGUAAAUUAAAAUUUGCAAAUCGAAACAAUAAUCAUGUGAUUGUUGGAAUUAUUGUUGAAGAUGAUUGGGUGGAAAUGAAAGAUAGUUUUUUACAGACCAUAAAUCCACCGGAAUAUGUAGACAAAUCUUUAAAAAAGCAAGAAAGCAUCAAUUUGGGAUUGAUAAGUGAUCUUCAAAAAACAAAAUGGUGCAGCAAAGGAAAACCUCCAAGAAAUAAAUCAAGCUUAGGUUACAAAUAUUAUACGCUUUUAAGAAGUCACCCAGAACACGAUGAAAAGACUGGAAACUUUAAAUAUUGCUUGUCAGACGAUUCUGUAACAACAAACGCUUUGCUAAAUGGAGCAUCUCGGGAUCCAUUAAAGUCUGUAGGAAAUUGUUUCUUGAAGAUCGUUAAAGAAGAAAUACACGGUAUAAUAAUUGAGGAUGAUUGGGUUGAGAAAAUAUAAUAUGUAAACUUGUCUUCUUGAAAUGUUUUUAUUAAAUUCAAAAA